GCGUUGCCCCGCCCCUUCUGUCCGCACGGUUUGUUGAUUGUAAACGCGGAACUGCUGUUAGCGCUGCGCUCCGUCUCUGCGGGCCCAAGAAGACAAAAGGACGAUACCCUCGCCGUUCGGCACCGACCGCCGUUCGCGUUAUCACCAGCAAUGUUGCGCUUGCGGGCGUUGUCCGCGGUGUCCCUGGGGCUGGCGCAGUUGUCCCGGCGCUACCACAGCGGAGCAGUUCAAGGCUCCGGCCGCAGGAGGCUGAUGCUCGCAGCGCUGGCCGGGGUAACGGGCGUGUCUGCUGCCACUGGGCUGCUCUGGAAACGAGCAUACGCAGAGGCAGGGUCUUCCGUUCAACACUCCGAGCAACCAGGUGGAGAGGGGACAGAUUUCGUGAGGGACGCAGCCUCUGAGACGGAGUCUGAGAAAUCCGUGGAGGCCAGCAGCGGAGACGAAGAAGGAAAUGACGGCGGCGAGGGGAAGAAAAAGAAGCCACGCUCUGGAUUCCGUGACCGCAAGGUGAUGGAGUACGAGAACAGGAUCAGAGCGUACUCGACCCCCGACAAGAUCUUCCGCUACUUUGCAACGCUGAAGGUCAUUGGCGAGCACGGAGAUGCUGAGGUUUACAUGACGCCGCAGGACUUCAUACGCUCCAUCACGCCAAACGAGAAGCAGCCUGAGAGUCUAGGCCUGGAUCAGUUCAUUGUGAAGCGAUAUGAUGGAAAGGACUUCUGGCAGACGGAGAAAAUCGCCCAAGAAAGGGAGAAGUUUGCAGAUGAGGACAGCAUAUUUUACACGCUGGGAGAAUGUGGCCUUAUCUCCUUCUCUGACUACAUCUUCCUCACCACUGUGCUGUCCACUCCCCAAAGGAACUUUGAGAUUGCUUUCAAGAUGUUUGAUCUUAACGGCGAUGGAGAGGUUGAUCUUGAGGAGUUUGAACAGGUCCAGAGCAUCAUACGUUCCCAGACCAGUAUGGGCAUGCGACACCGCGACCGCUCUACCACAGGAAACACCCUGAAGACGGCCGGCUGCAGCUCUGCUCUCACCACAUACUUUUUUGGAGAAGACUUGAAGGGAAAACUCACCAUCGGCAACUUUCUGGAGUUCCAGAGGAAACUGCAGCAUGAUGUGCUGAAACUAGAGUUCGAGAGGAAUGAUCCCGUGAGCGGCAGAAUCAGCGAGAGGCAGUUUGGCGGUAUGCUGCUGGCCUACAGUGGCGUCCAGUCUCGUAAACUCAAGCAGAUGCAGAAGGGCUUGAAGAAGAUGUUUAAGGAUGCACAGGGCAUCACAUUUGAGGAGGUGGAGAAUUUCUUUACCUUCCUAAAGAACGUGAACGACGUGGACACGGCGCUGAGUUUCUACCACAUGGCCGGAGCCUCCAUAGAUAAAGUCACCAUGAAGCAGGUGGCCCGCACCGUGGCCAAAGUGGAGCUGUCGGACCACGUGUGUGAUGUGGUGUUUGCGCUGUUCGACUGCGAUGGGAAUGGAGAGCUCAGUAAUAGGGAGUUCAUAGCAAUUAUGAAGCAGCGGCUGAUGCGUGGGCUGGAGAAACCCAAGGACAUGGGCUUCACUCGGCUGGUGCGCGCCAUGUGCAAGUGUGCCCAGGACACGGCCUGGGACUUUGCCACAACGAGGACGCAAUAAGGCCGGCGUUGGAAUGAAGCAACAUCAGCAUCAGAGACCUUUUCCUUCAAGACGUCGCAACGAUCCAAACGGACACUUAAUGAAAUGAAAUCAUUGGGGCCGCAGCUCUGACGCAUUAACGCAUGUUGCUGUAGUUCAGACCGUCCAUAUAUGGACAUAAGCGCGCUGACGUAGCGCACCGUGUCCCUAAAAGGCUUCUCUGGCAUCCCUGUCCAAGGCAUCGUGGGUAUUUGUGUGAAAUAAAAUGACGAUUUGUUCCAUAUUCUAUAGAGGAAUGCACUGUCAGCAGGUCGCUGUGGCCACCACAAACCGCUCGUGUGCAUUUCACAUGUUUUCGAGGUCGAGCAGUGUAAUAAAUCCUACUUGACCUUCAGCUGUGUAAAUGCUGCAGCAUGUCUGUUGUAUGCAGACAACAGACCCUUAGUUAUUCCUUUGUUGGUACAGAGAGCAGACGUGGGUAAUCUUGUUGGCACCUCUUCAUCCGGCCUGCUAACUCCAACUGCACCAUUUGUCCCAUAUUAGCACAGUGAUGCUUGUCUCGCUGGACAAUGUAUACUGUUCAACAUGUGUAUUCAUCCAUUUCCCUCUGAAACACUUUAUAACAGAUGGAUGUUAAAAGAAAUGCUCUAUUAAAGAUGUUUUUAAUAACAUAAA
Molecule: messenger RNA, 2286 nt
Organism: Gasterosteus aculeatus aculeatus (three-spined stickleback)
Lineage: Eukaryota; Metazoa; Chordata; Actinopteri; Perciformes; Gasterosteidae
Source: RefSeq, a predicted model, not a curated record